ACCUCAAUUCUUGUCUCCGGUGCUUUUGUAAGCCCAUCGCUGAAGAUUCUGCAAGACUGUCGUCAGAUCCGAUUCGACUACAGUACGUGUUUCUCUCUUCUAUGACGUCUCCGUAGUUACCGGCGAGGAUUGGCUAAACCCUGUGUCACCCGUGCCACGGCGACCUUCGAUUUGUGUGCUGGUGGCGUCGAUGAACGUUUUCUGUUUUGGCUUUCUCUAGGCUCACGACAUUGUUUCGAAAACCCCUUCUUGGAAAUGAACUGGGAGACUCUCCGUCGCUGUUUGUUUACCGUUUCUCUCCCUGCACUUCGGAUACUACCACCACCCUUAUAGAGUACGACUUCCCCCGCAAGACCCAUUACCACAGUCGGGGGUCACUGCUCGUUUUUAAGUGAUGCCGAAGAACUAGUCUUUCGCACAAGUUGGAAGUCUAAGAACGGAGGCAAUGGCAGAAAACGGACUGUCUUCUAGGGCGUUUAUCUUCAUUUGAUACGCCUGCACUAGUAGGGACGGAGACGCUCGGCCGUUGGCAGCUGUCCCUCGGUCAGUUGGCGCAUGGUUUGUUCUCUCCCUACUGUCUGUGUUCCAUGACUUUCAUUGCCUGACUGUUGUGCCUGUAAAGCUUCCCCUGUGAAAGAAUGGGAGGGAAGUCGCCCCCAGUGCCGGAGGCAGCCGGUGUGGGCCGUUGGACAGAUGGUGCUUCUUUUCUAGUCUGUGUCAAAUCCGGGUUGUUUUCGUUGCGCACCGUUCUUCCUCUCGUUACCAUUUUUUUCUGUUUGCCUUCUGAGACGCCUUUCUCCAGUCCAGCCCUCUCGAGCUUUUCUGCUGGGUCUUUCUCUCGACCCGAUGGCGUGUACGGAGAACCACCACUUGCCUUGCCUGCGACUUUAGCGGCAGUUGCGUCUGCGACCUCCCCAGAACAUUCGACCACGGAUGAAUCCGAAACGACCAUUGAGAAACGGGGUAAAGGAGCUCCGGCGCCAGGCCACUCCGAAGGGAGAACGCGGGGCGCGUCGAGCUCCUCGGUCCCCAGCACCCAGGCAAAGCAAAAAGGAAAUGCUACGCAGCAAGGACCGCCACAUGAAACACCAGAGCAAGACUCGUCCCUGAGCGUGGCGGGGAGAGGGAUGGAGAUCAGCCAGACGUCGAAACAUUCUGCUUCGCGUACUCUUUCGCGGGAUGCGCGGCUCCCUCUGCCUAGCCAGCUCAGUUUCCAUGGUUGGCUUUCGUCGGCUCUAGACAAUAGUGGAGAGCAGCUGUGGGGGUCCUGGAACGGUGGCUCCUCUGAGAUGAAGAAGGGCGCACGGACCGCGCGACCGUCUGCCCCUGGAAAGGCGAAGCCUGCGUUUCCUCGUUUGAUAUCCGCCGUGUCUUCUGGACUCCAGGAGACGAGCCCGGAGACGCACCAGGACAGUCUCCAGCAGGAAGCGUCGAGCGAUACGUCCCAGUUGCUGACGAGCCUCAAGUCCGGUCUGCCGCAGAGCGCAGCGCCUACUGGGAGCGAACGGGAUGGCUCUUUCGGAAGCGUAACCGAACCGGAGGUCGACGCUGCGGAGGGGUGGGAGCUCGAGAGCCAAGCUGAAGCUGUGGAAAAGGUGGAGGCAUCUUUGCAGAAGAGAGUUUCGAAACUCACCGGCGACAUCGACUGGCUUCAGAAACAACUUGACGGCGUUGUAGGCGACAUGCAAAUGUACCGGUCUGCGCUUGUCGAUUUACGUCCGCAACGCAGCGUCGAGGCGUUUGAACAGAUCGCCGCCGGAGGCCGGAAUUUCCCUCACAGAACUUUUCUGGAGCAGCUGGAGAAUGCCGUCAACGUUAUGGACUCUCGCAUUUCUACGUUCGUUCGCACGAACAGCACGCUCUUCGAGAGUCAGCUCAGAGAAGCUGUGAAUCAGAGGUUGACGCCGCUUCGGAGGGACGUAGUCGACCUCUCGUUUGCCAUGUUGAACGCGUCGGACACGUCAGUCGCCCUGGCCAGCGAGCUGGAUGACAUCUCCAGGGGUGUCAAUGUCACCAUUGACCGCCAUGUCGCUGAUGUAGAGCUCUUCAAGGAUCGACGUGAAGCCGUCUACGAAGAAGACAUACGGCAAGAAGAGUACCGCAUCAGGGCUCGCCUCGAAGAGCUGAAACAGUCGGAGCAAAGCCGCAUCAACCGGUCCAGUCUGGAAGAACAAAUUCUGUCGGCGGCGGUGGCCGACGCGGUGCAUGAAAUGGAGAGACGCGGCGUGGGGGUCCUCGACGUCAGUACAGUCUAUCCUAACAGCGAGGCAAAGAAGGUUCUCGAGCUUCUCCUCUACAUGGUGGCUAAGCAGCAAGACCCAUCGUGGGAAGUGCUUCCGAUCGUGCUCGUGACUGCCCCUCCGCCUCCACUCCCCGUACAGCCGCGCCCGAUCAGCGACUUGCUGGUGACUACGGUCGCAGGAUCGCAUUCGGGCCACGAAGAGGCGACGCGACGAGGCGGCGGAGACAAUGAAACCGAGUUGGACGAUGCUGGACGAGGCGCGUCGCUUUUGAGAGGCGAGUUGAGUGAGUCUUCCCGGUCGGCCACAUCCUUCCACUCGUCGGAAGAAGACCGGGGAAAAAACGAGAGUGGAGAUGAGGACAUGAGGAACGGCAGUUUAGACGAAGCCAGGAGGUACGCAGCGGAACCGGACUGGGUAAAGGACGGAGACGAGACCGACACGGCUGACCUGCAGAGAGGGGCUGAGGACUCAGGGAGCAGCGUCGAGAACCGCAGGAGAGCGAACAAGAAGCCUUUGCACGAACAGAGGGUGCGAGACGGGGACAAGAAGCCGGAAGUCGCAGACGACGCCCGCGAACCCGAAGGGGAGUCGCCAGCGGGCGAGGGGGAAUCGCGGCAGCUGUUGAGGCGCGGUCACGGAAAACAGAAGAGCCCCAGACGCGAGAAACGCGGGAAGAAGAAAGGAGUUGCCGACGCCGGUGAGGGCAUGGAGGAGAAACCUGGGGACAUCCAGCGAGGCGGGGACGGGAGGCAAGAUCCAGAGCGCGAGGAGCGUUCGAGGAAAGUGCCUGAGCGCCGCCGAUCGUUCUUUGGCAACUUGUUCGGACGCGCGAAGCGGCGUCUCCAGAGAGAGCAGAAGAACCACCCAGCUCACGAGCGCGAGGCGGAGAUCUGGCAUGCGCAGAAGGCAACAACGGCGAGGGCUCAGGGAAACCGGGAGACUUUCGGAGACUGGGGCAUGAAGCUGAUCUACUCGUACGAAGGCGCGAGUCAGCCCGUCGAGCCGGAGGAGUGGACGAACGCGACGCAAAUGCUCCCGCCCUGGGUCAUCCGAGACGCGGCUGUCGACGACCGCCCCCUGUAUGCUCUCGUGCCUCCGCUGGCGACGCUGCAGCGUCUCGUCUACGAGCACUUCCAGGCGCUGCCCCCAGUGCAUCUCCCCGCAGCGACUUCCGCGCGUGAUCCCGCGACGGCGGUGAGCGCAGAAAUGGGUUCAGAUCCCCGAGGGGGAGCAGGAGGAGAGGGAAGAGGUUCAGCGAAGCUAGAGCCGGUUGAAGCGGGACCCGAGGCCGAGAACCCGGCGACGAGAGUUGCCGAGGUGCUCGACGCAAAGCAGCUUGCGGCCGAUGUCGCCGAUGGCGAGAAAGAUCCUCGCGAGGAGGGAGACCCUCGCGACGAGGAAGAGCUGCAGAUGCGGCUGCAGCGUUUCAGCGAGGAGGUGGCCCACGCGGAGGACAGCCAUAGGCUGGAGAGCACGGACAGAGUGGAAGAGACUUCGAGAGCAGCAUCGAAGGAAGGCGGAUACUACGUCUUACGAGUCAGCGGCCUGGUCAUCGAGUCGUACUUCUUCUCAGCCGACCACCAGAUCACUUCAGUGCCGACGUUCUACCCCGUUUCAGAGCCUGUCACUGGGUUCGGCCCUUUCGUAUCGUACGCGGAGUACGGGGCACAGUUCAUGAAAACCUACACAGACUUCCAGCCGCCGUUCCCUUCUCUCUCUCCCGUGGGUGACGACGCGGACUUGGUCGGCGCGUGGAGCGGCAGCAAGGUCUUGCCGAGCGAGGCCAGAGAGUAUGACACGCUUUCGCGGUUUCAGCCGACCAGAGCCCUCCCGCUGGAUGUGGCGAUAAAGAAAGCAGAGAAGCGGGCGAAGCGCGCAGGUCAGAGAGGCGCUGCAUCGUCUACCGAGACGGUGGAGUCGGGGAGUCCAGAAGACCAGGCAGACGAGCAGGACCUACGUGUGCCGGCUGAGGACGGCCUUGCUUUGCUCAUACAUGUGCAACAGGAGACUCGAGGCGAGGGCGAGAGCAAGCCUGAGGAAGGGGAGAUGAACAGAGAAAAGGGGAACGGAGUCUACGGCGGCUUCAACCCGUUUGUGUGCUGCCUCAAUCAGUCCAGCACUCAGCUGUCCGAGUGGUGCGUCGCUCCUCAGAGGAACGUUUUCGCAGACGGCGGCGACGAGGGCGCAGAGCGAGACCGGGAAACGAUACACACGCCCUCUUCUCCGCCUGAGGUCUCCUUGCCGACGUUGAACUCGGUUGAGACGCAGGUCUCAGCGACAGCGGGGCGGAAGCUCGAAACACCGGGCUUCAACAGUGACAACGAAGAAACGCUGGCGUCAAGCCGAGUCGAAGAAUCUGGUCAGAAGAGUGGAACGACGCCGGGCACCCGCUCUGAGAGCGCAGCUCUGUUUCCAACGGCCGUGGGAAAGCGAAAGGUCUUGGUGGUCUACCUCGGACCGCGAACAGAUGGGCUACCCCUGCGCUACCAAGCGGGGAAUGGGGGCGAGUUGCGGCGUCUUCAGUUGACCCAGAGCAGCGUCGAGACGCUUGUCCAGCAUCUGGACGGCGUCUGCACUGCCGACUUCUCUCGCAAGACGGAAACAAAGGGCGACAGAAAACAGAGCACGAAGAAGCAAGCGGACGCGCAGAAGCGAGCGCCUCAGAUGCCCAGCUGCACAGCGCUCGACUCGUUCGUCCACGCUCCUCUCGGGAGCCGGUUUUGGAAGCAACUCAUGACGCUAAAACACGAGAUGUACGUUUCCAACGCGUCCAAGUGGGCCACGUCCUACAACCGGAGACUGAUGGACAAGCACCAAAUCGACGUCGAGACCGCUUUCGCUCAAGAACUCCCACCACUCUUUCUUCCUCUAAGCUCCUUUUUCCAGGAAAAUGUCUUGCUGAUUCGCAUCCACGUUGCGGCCUGUCCCUCGCGUCGACGGGGCAGCAACGAGUUCGCUGUGCCCCCUGUCUCCGUUCUCGAGCGCGCCGUGUAUUUGAUUGGGUAUCCAGCGGCUGGUCUAGCGGCGGUGGCAGCCUACAGUUACGCGACGAGGACGCAGUCAAAACUCACGCGCCUGAAAGAGACUGCAAAGGCGGCGGCAGCCGAGGCCUUCCCGCACUACCAACCAGUUAUGUCCGCCAUGCAAACAGCGACAGCAGAAGCAGGCUUGUGGGGUCGAACGUCCGGCGCGGGUGAGGCGUCGAGAUGGAUCGCCAACGUGCAUGUGAAGUUCGGGAAGUCCUCGACGUCCUCGAUCGAUCUCCUCGAUGCCUCCCUGCGGAGCAGCCACAGCGACGUCGGCAACCCAGAGUCGCGUGGCGGCAGAGAGCAGUUCUGGAAGGUGCAUGUCCACGGCGAAGAAAAGAGGCGAAAGCAGCAAAAUGGAGGCAACGAGGACCCCUUCUACAUCAAGGGCGUACAGGCAGGCGAGGCGGAGGCGGCCGUCGAGUGUGCAACCAUGCCCAGCAUUGUGACUCGCGUCGGGUCGCUGAUGGAGACGCGAGUCAUUCCAAGGCUGUACGCCAGUGAACUGCGAGGGCGCAAAAUCCUCGUGACGCUUUCCAGUGACCAAACUCCGUUCUUGGGCGAGCGUUUCUUCGCUGGGGACCGGAUGGAAGAGGCGUGGAAGCAGGUGAAUCUCAUGCCCACGAGAAACCACGUGGCGGAAAAGAAGAAACUCAAAGUCAAAAGGACGACCAGCAAGAAGACAGACCCUGCCGCCGCUGCCAACCUCUCGGUGAAGAAAACUGUAGAGGUCCUAGACGCAGAGAAACGCCGCCCAAAGGUACUCGAAAUGCCGAACCUGCUCGUUGAGAAUGCACUUGAGGGAACGCCACACACACGCCACCGCUCUGAGGAAGGCAAAUGGACACCGCCGGAGCCGAACGCGCUGCCGCUCUACAACGACCACUCGCUGUCGUCGAACGAAGAGGAAGUGGCGCCGAAGGAGCAGGAUCCAGGGGUGUCCAAGGCCCCAGAGUCAAGAGCGCCAGAAACCCCAGAGGCAAUCCUGCCUGAAGAGCGGAUGCCAUUCGGGCGUACGGUCCAGGAAUCAGUGAAACGAGAAGGACAGGAUUUAACGACACCAAAAGGACAGGCAUUAAUGACAUCCGAAGGACCAGAUCUGAUGACGCCCGAAGGCCAGGAAUUAAUGACACGAGAAGGAUGGGUAUUAGAGGCACCCGAAGAACGAGAAUCAAUGACAUCCGAUGGACAAGAAUCAGUAGCACCAUAUGGACACGAAUCAGUGGCACUAGAUGCAGAAGAAUCCGUGGCACCAGAGGAACACGAAUCCGUGACACCGAAGCACUCGGAGGCACUGACGUUUGAGCGUCAGAAGGAAAUAAUACCUGAGGCGGACGAAUCCGUGAGACCGCAGCACUCGGAGCCUCUGACGUUUGAGCGUCAGAAGGGCAUGAUGCCUCAGGCACACGAAUCCGUGACACCGAAGAACUCGGAGGCACUGACGUUUGCGCGUCACAAGGACAUGAUGUCUGAGGAGGACGAAUCCGUGAGACCGAAGCACUCUGAGCCUCUGAUGUUUGCGCGUCACAAGGACAUGAUGUCUGAGGAGGACGAAUCCGUGAGACCGAAGCACUCUGAGCCUCUGAUGUUUGCGCGUCACAAGGACAUGAUGUCUGAGGAGGACGAAUCCGUGAGACCGAAGCACUCUGAGCCUCUCAUGUUUGCGCGUCACAAGGACAUGAUGUCUGAGGAGGACGAAUCCGUGAGACCGAAGCACUCUGAGCCUCUGAUGUUUGCGCGUCACAAGGACAUGAUGCUUGAGGAGGACGAAUCCGUGACACCGAAGCACUCGGAACCUCUGAUGUUUGCGCGUCAGAAGGACAUGAUGCCUGAGGAGGACGAAUCCGUAACACCGAUGCACUCGGAGGCAAUGAUGUUUACCCGCCAGAAGGAAAUGAUGCCCGAGGACGAAGAGACACCGACACCCGAUGUUGAGGAUCCAGCUUCGCUGGAUGACUACACGCUGAUGAAAAACACGCGUGAGCUGAUGAACCUCGGUUACGAUGGCUUCGCAUCAGCUGAAGAGAUGGUGACACCCGAGUACGAGGAGCUCGGGUUAUUUGAUGUUGUAUGAGUUCUAGUUCUCGGUGACGGGGAAAACGCUCCUGUUCGUGGACUUGAUGUAUUCGGAGUGCAAAUUGGCGAGCAUAUGGACUAAAAGGAGAAACAAAGAUAAGUCAACCGAUAGGACUGUGAGCCGUGGCCACUGAGAGAAAUGAUAAACAGAAAUAGCAGAGGCAGGCGGCGAUGCCGGUUUCGGAGCAGCCCGCUUGCCAGCCUCUUUCGUCGUGAAAAACUGUGGCAAUUUUGUGGGGAAAAUUAAAUGCGUUACCGCUUUUGGAGAGUCAUUCACGAUUGCAGAAACCACAAAAUACUUUCGUUGGCUCCCGGGCGAGGGAAGUGGCACUAGAGUUGCGGGCUAGCAGGAAGGAAGAGAUCGCGAGCCAGCGGAGCCAGAACAGGGAAGAAGGGCAGUGUCUCACAAUGAAGAGUUGUGAUGUUGAGGAGUGACAUGUUUUCGAGGGGAAAGUUGAGGCUAGAAGACUGAUAUGGCAAGUGCGUGAGCCAUGAUGCUGCCUUUUCUCUUCUGUCCAUAAAUAAAAAAUUUUUUUAAUUAUGAGCUUGCCCCAGGCCGCAAACGAGACUGCGUGAAUCGCCAACGGGGAAGCCGUGCCUGUCAGAUUCGUCGAGAGGGUGCUCCUUGACAGUUUCCAUCGAAGUUGUAACAGGGAAGAGGCAACGGUCAGUGUCCUUUAAAGGGUGGAGAAAUGUGAGGUCUUUCUGUUUGAUCUUGUUAAUGACGUAGAGAGACUGGAGAGAGAAGAAGCAAGCCGCGAGACAGCUCUCACCAUCGUAUUCGUUCCGUGUUCGUGUACGAUGGUUUCGUGCACUCCUGUAUUCGUGCUUGUAUAGAGACUCUGCUGUUCCUUUUUAAAGAAUAUGUAGCUUGCACAGAGCCGAACGUCGAAAUAAACGACAGCAUGAAGGGGUGUGGUUGUAGACGGUGGACCAUACAUCGGCGUGAGGCGCGCUCUUUGGCAUUUUGGGACGUCCUGAACGUGUCGCGUGCAAUGUUUCCUCAUGUGAUGGUUCUAGCCGGACAUCAGAGACGCGUGUGCGUUCGCUCCCCACCUCUACAUCGAGAAGUAUUCGAUCUCAGGUUUAAAGAACGCUUCAAGGUGUACCACCAGAUGUUCGUUGGACCCAAGCAAAGUGGCAGAUCUUGCCAAAAUGUUGAGGCUAGGGUUCUCUUGUUUUGGAGGACGGUGGCCAAGCUGCUCGAACCUCCACAGAGUUUUUCGCUGAAAAGCCGAAACUCCUUUUUCAUUCCUUCCUGAAAUUUCCAGCCGCUGCCCCUUCUUCUCGUGGCAACUUUCUGUGCUCUGAAGUGGAGAAUGCCAAACCGCACCUGUUGAUCACCACCUCGAAAUGUGAAAUAUUCCCUCUUCAUUUGCGCUUCUUUGCCGUGAAAUGAAAACAUGCUGCUUUCAGCGACACCCGCAUACGUCGAAGUGAAUGAAUUUGGUGUAGUGAGCAGCGCGAUCCGGCACCUCUCUAACCGCUUGAGGACUCGACUGCGUGCAGCCAAUCCAAUACGUCUUUUAUUAAGCGGCUGGACGACGGAUUUGUUGUAUACCAUUAGCUUCCGAGAGAAGAUUGCACGAUUUGCAGAAACAAGAAACAAUACACCGUGAUCUGUGGAAAGUGUGUACGCUUGUGUCGCGCCCACAGCUCCUAUACGUGAGCUUCCGUGGAAGCACCGGGAAGCCGUGAUAAACAAAGGAACUGACGAGAGAGAGGGGGAAGAAUACUAGCCAAAUGACUAUGAUAUUGGUACAGCUUGUCUGCACGUGACGGUAGUGUUUUCGGAACGCCAUCAUUUGUACACAGCCAACUCUGUUCUCUUGCACUGCCACAUAGAAACUGCGGAGAUGCCUUAGCGGUCGUCAUUCAUCAGCCCUUCUGCCGCAGCUGAGAUAACUCGGCCGACACCAUGACCUACACAUGGGCGUGCGGCGUUUUAAUUCCAGAAUUUUUUUACAACUGUCAUGUGCAGAAUCCUUAAGAUGACGCUAAAUCCUGGUACAUGCGUAGAUAAGACGCCUGAUCCUACCGACAGACGGUUUUACCGAUCUCGCAUGUGUCACGAGGGCGGGCUGCCG
Messenger RNA from Toxoplasma gondii ME49, 9432 nucleotides. RefSeq lists its product as hypothetical. The record is from RefSeq and is a predicted model, not a curated record. The transcript is spliced from 7 exons. Bases 639 to 7343 code for a protein of 2234 amino acids. Lineage: Eukaryota; Apicomplexa; Conoidasida; Eucoccidiorida; Sarcocystidae.